ACUAGAAGAAGAAGCUAGUAACUACUCUUAACCAAAUCAGUAUACUACAUCGAGAUGAAUCUCGCCAAGGAGAAGGUGAAGGACGCGGCGAGCGAGGCGAAGGCCAAGGCCAAGAUCACGCAGGCCAAGGUGGCCGAGAAGACGGAGGCGGCGACGGCGAGGUCACACGACGAGCGUGAGCUGGCGCACGAGCGUGGCAAGGCCAAGGUCGCCGCAGCCGAGGCGGAGCUGUACCAGGCCAAGGUGACCCACCGCGAGGAGGCCAUGGAGCACCGCCUCCACAAGCGCGGGCACAAGCACGGCGGCGGUCACUGAUGUGAGCCGGACGGCCGGCCGUAAGGCUAUGAAGAUGUACUACUGUACAUGCAUCGUUCAUGCUUGCAAGCCGGCCGGCCUAUACUGGUUUCGUACUCUUGUUUCAUUUUUUAUUCCCAUUCGAAAUCUUUGUUGAUUGACGUUGGGCUUAAUUUAGAGAGGUGAGAGCUGUCUGCCCCAGGUGCAUAUGUAUAUAUGUACUGUAUGUGUGAUGUGUUUUUAGCUUCUUGAAUAAUUAACACUAGCAGAUUGACA
This is a messenger RNA of Triticum aestivum (bread wheat), 570 nucleotides long. Its product is annotated as late embryogenesis abundant protein 6-like. Bases 55 to 315 code for a protein of 86 amino acids. The record is from RefSeq and is a predicted model, not a curated record. Gene Ontology annotation, biological process: embryo development ending in seed dormancy. Lineage: Eukaryota; Viridiplantae; Streptophyta; Magnoliopsida; Poales; Poaceae. The transcript has a single exon.